AUGGCCAUCUCCAUUCCCAUCGAUGCGAUCACCUCGCGCUUCGGUGAUCGUUUCAACAACCUCCGCAACACCUCUCUGAGCUCCCGAUUUGCCAACUUGCGUCCCGUUUCCGAGUUCCUGGACGUCAAGCGCAUGUCCAAGCCCGCCAACUUCGGAGAAGCCCAAGGCCGAGUCAACUACAAUCUGUCCUACUUUUCCAGCAACUAUGCUGCUGUCUUUGUUAUGCUCAGCAUCUACAGCUUGCUGACCAACCUGAAGCUGCUGUUCGACAUCAUCUUCAUCAGCGCUGGACUGUACGGUAUUGGCUUGCUCGAGGGUCGUGAUCUGGACCUGGGUUUCUCCCGCUUCACAACAUCCCAGCUCUACACUGGACUCCUCAUCAUCGGUGUUCCUGUCGGCAUCUGGGCCUCGCCGAUCUCCACUGCUCUGUGGUUGAUCGGCGCCACUGGUGUGACCGUCUUCGGCCACGCCGCACUUAUGGAUAAGCCAAUCGAGAAUGCUUUUUCCGAGGAGGCGGUCUAG
This is a messenger RNA of Penicillium olsonii, 522 nucleotides long. The record is from the annotation of a GenBank genome assembly. NCBI's taxonomy places the organism in Eukaryota, Fungi, Ascomycota, Eurotiomycetes, Eurotiales, Aspergillaceae.